Molecule: messenger RNA, 1563 nt
Organism: Aphanomyces astaci
Lineage: Eukaryota; Oomycota; Saprolegniomycetes; Saprolegniales; Verrucalvaceae
Exons: 1
Coding region: 1-1500 (499 amino acids)
Biological process (GO): regulation of DNA-templated transcription
Molecular function (GO): DNA-binding transcription factor activity; sequence-specific DNA binding
Source: RefSeq, a predicted model, not a curated record
AUGCCCGCUUUCCAGUUCCUGAAACUUGACGACACCACCAACAUGGCAUCGUCGAUCGCGACUGGAUUUGUGCGGAAGCUGUACCGCAUGCUUGAGGAAGAAGAUGCAUCCAUCAUUGGCUGGGAGCCUUCUGGCACUCACUUCACCAUCCGGGACGAAGACCUGUUGAAUUCGCGGGUGCUUAUCAAGUACUACCGCGGAAAGUUGACGGCAUUUCGCCAGCAGCUCCUGAACCACGGGUUCGAACGCGAUGGGGCGUUGUCUGAAACGUAUGUACAUCCGUGCUUUGUGCGCGGCAAUCCCGCCGCGUUGAGCCAGAUUGUGUUUGCAGAGAAACCCAAAAUCAAAGGGCCACCUCGGAAAGCCUCUACCAAAAAAGACACAACCAAGGCCGCGCGACCAGAGCCAUACCCCACGCGGAAACCAGCGAAUAUCCAGCUGGUCCCUGGCAGCGAAGAAGACGUCGUGUGGAAGUUUCUCAUCAACGUGUGCUACUCGGACGACAAACUCGCGUUCAACCCGGCGUCAUUGACCAGCAACCCUGGGUUCACGCCGUCCAUGGUGCAGUUGACCAUCGACGACGCGACGCCUGCUCCGUGUUUCGAUGGCCCGAACCCGCUGUUUGCCCCAACCGCUUCCAACUUUGGGUCCAAGUCGUCGUCGCUGCCGCCAAUGCUGGCCCCUCCAGCGUCAUUUCAAGUGCUAAAGCCGGCGCCGCCACUACAAUCGUCGCCAGCAGCAUCUUCGUUGUUUGCACCUCCAAGCAGCACAUCUCGUCUAGUGAUGUCUCCAACAAAGCCGCCAUCCUCUGGCGGAUCACUGCUGUUCCAACGACCUCUCCACUCCACCACAACCAUCCCUGCCCCCCCACCUCCUUCGCUCCUCUUCCGGCCACCAGGAGCCACGGCAAUCACGCCACCGCCAGCCGUGCCUACACCGCUACCUUCUGCCAAUCCCCUCUUCUCUCACACAUCCCCCGCAACCAACGCAUCGACGUCCGGCACCAACCCCUUGUUUGACAAGUCAGCGACCCCCACCGGAUUUGGUGCGUUGCCGCUGUCGUCUCCCAAUGGGUUGCCAUCGUCUAUGGGCAAGGACAAGCCGUUGUUCAUGCGAGACAACUCGCUUGGCGGCGACCAGUGGCAGCAUCUCGUGUCGACGUCCGUCGAUCGCUUCAUGAAGUUCUCGGACACGUUCGACUCGCCGGAAGAUACGUUCAAGUUCGUUCUUGAGGAACGCCAGAGGCUGGGGGCGGAAAAGACCAAGCUUGCUCCCGACCAGUCGACGGGAUUGUUUUCCGGUUUGGCCAACCAAGGCCCGGACGCACUCAUCUCGUUCCUCAUGACGUCGUCGAUGGACUUGCUCCAGAAGAGUGUCGACACAUUUGAAACCAACCAGCUACAGCAAGAGCAACUUGUGCAGCAACGCGACGGCCACACGACCGAAGACGACGACGACGUAGACGACGAAUGGGAAGAUGGAGAUGAUGCACACUUGUAGAUUAUAGCUAACGUUAGCAAAUAAUAUUGUCCUUUGUACCCAAAAUUGGGACUUUUGUGCUGA